AUGGUGUUCAGACACUUCCCUAAUCAAAGAGAAGAGUCCCAAGAGAUGAAUGAAUUGACCUUUAAAAGUUGUCACGUGUUCUCCUUCCAGGUGUCAGCGGUGGACUCCUUGGAGGGUCCCCUUCUUCAGGUGGAGGGAUUGAGUGAUCUGAGACUGGAGCUCCACAGUAAGAAGAUGAACAUGCACUUAGUCCUGAUAGAUGAAUUACACCGUCAUCUUUACAUCAAAUCAACUAACCGAGUAGGACAACGCAACAAGGAGAAAGGGAGAAUAAGUUCACUUGUGAAAGAUGCCUCUCCUGUACCUCUUAUGGAUGUUACUAACUUGUCUACACCUCGAAAGUUCCUUGAAACUUCCCAGUUCAGUACUCCUGGAAGCUCCAGCAUGCGAGAAACAAGCCUUCUGGAAAUUAAAGAAGAUAUGGAACUGGAUCCAGAGGAGAACAGCACUGUCUUCAUGGGCAUACUCAUCAAAGGGCUGGCCAAGCUGAAAAAAAUCCCUGAAACAGUGAAAGCCAUCCAGGAUCGCUUGGAACAAGAACUCAAGCAGAUUGUUAAGCGGUCCACAACCCAGGUGGCAGACAAUGGUUACCAGAGAGGGGAGAAUCUGUCCCAGGAAAAUCAGCCUAGGUUACUGCUGGAGCUGCUAGAGCUUCUCUUUGACAAAUUCAACGCUGUGGCUGCUGCGCACUCUGUCGUCCUUGGACAUCUUCAGCAAACAGUGGUCUCUCCUUGCAGCCAGUAUGAUGGUGAUAUCAAACUCUAUGACAUGGUUGAUGUGUGGGUGAAGAUCCAAGAUGUCUUACAGAUGCUGCUGACAGAGUAUCUGGAUAUGAAGAACACUCGCACUGCCUCAGAGCCGUCCACCCAGCUUAGCUACGCCAGCUCUGGGAGAGAAUUUGCAGCGUUCUUCGCAAAGAAGAAACCACAAAGACCUAAAAACCCUUUGUUCAAGUUCGAGUCGUCCUCCCAUGCUAUUAGCAUGAGUGCCUAUUUGCGUGAGCAGAGAAGGGAACUGUACAGCAGAAGUGGAGAACUUCAAG
Molecule: messenger RNA, 1042 nt
Organism: Fulmarus glacialis (Northern fulmar)
Lineage: Eukaryota; Metazoa; Chordata; Aves; Procellariiformes; Procellariidae
Gene: EXOC4
Product: exocyst complex component 4
Exons: 6
Biological process (GO): Golgi to plasma membrane transport; exocytosis; chemical synaptic transmission
Cellular component (GO): growth cone membrane; exocyst; synapse
Source: RefSeq, a predicted model, not a curated record